Messenger RNA from Racocetra persica, 417 nucleotides. The record is from the annotation of a GenBank genome assembly. Lineage: Eukaryota; Fungi; Glomeromycota; Glomeromycetes; Diversisporales; Gigasporaceae.
GAAAAUAUUUGCGAUGUUUCUAAACUCAAAGAAACAUGUAAAGAAGUCCAAGACACAAAAUCCAUUUUUGGAAAUAACAAGGAUAAAAAUAAGAUAUUUGAUAUGUGUGAUAAGAUACUCAAAGAUCCCAAGUAUGAUAAUGGUAUAAUUCCCGAACCAUUAACAGUAAAUCAAAAGAAAUUCAUAAAACAAUUUGAAUCUCAAUUAUUCACGCACCUUAAAACUGUCGGAGCGUAUGCGAUUAGUUUCGAAUCUUCUAAGAAACCUUUCUUGAAUAUAAAAAUAGAAGGAAUGGAAAGACUUGAAUAUCCAUUUGCUGAUUUUAUUAGGACAUAUUAUGAUAUAGAUUAUGAUAAUACAGAAGGCAUUUCAUAUAACCAAUUAAAAACUAUCAUUCUAGCAACCAAAAUCGAAUAA